Molecule: messenger RNA, 3099 nt
Organism: Aureobasidium musti
Lineage: Eukaryota; Fungi; Ascomycota; Dothideomycetes; Dothideales; Saccotheciaceae
Source: the annotation of a GenBank genome assembly
AUGCCAUCGGCCUAUCCACAUCAUCGUCCCUACGAUGCCCGUCGCGACAAGAGACCCUCGACUGCCGACGAUCUAAACAAGCAUGCGCCGAAUGAGCCCCAGGUCAUCUCUACUCUGAUUGCCUCGCUCGACCAAAACAACUCUCCGAUUACCCACGCCUCGUACGCCUACGUCUCGACAUCCGACGCCAACGACAAUCAUGGCGCUUUCUGCACAAGCCCCGACCUACGCCCACCGCUGAAACACAGCCAGAGUUUUGGCAUGGACUACGGCGCCUACCGUCAGCCAAUCCAAUCCCACGACUACGAUAGCGACGGCGCCGACUUUCCUGUUAUCCGCACCUCGAGACGCCCUUCAGGAAAAUCUACACACACUGCACCACCCUCGCCGAGUCUGAACGGCUUGCGAGAGAUACUGCGCUCUGCUUCCAAGACAUCUUUGUCCCUGAACGGCCUUGACAGACUCAGUCGCAGCAACAGUAGACUGAGUGCCGAAAGUCGCUCCAGGAAGCAGUCCCUGUCCUCUCCUACAAAGCUCUCUUUGGACGCACAGUCACCUACCGAAAGACUCGUUCGCAGAGCUUCGCUUCGUCAGACGUCGCGCGAAACACUCCAGCCGAACAAGGAUCCUCAGCAUCUGGCCGACCAGGCUCUGUUGAGCCCGAACCUGGGCUCUGAAGCCAAGGAUUCUGGAAGAAAGAGCUCCAAAGGGAGACUAUACUUGGAGGAUGUGCUUGAAGACAUGGCUACACCGAGUCCCACCAUAUCCAUGAGCCGACCAUCAUCCAAUCAUGCUCGUCCUUCGAAUAGCAGAGGUGCUUCGUUCAAGGCUUCAGCUGAAAGUCUGCCCGCCAGCAGUUCGAGAAGUACCCUUCCAACCUCUUCCAGCAGCCCCAUGGCUACGAAAAUACCUCCACGAUCUUCUUCCCUCAAUAGACUUUCUAGCCCCACGAAACCCAAAGGCAAGAAACUCAGCAAAGGCAAACGCGCUUUGGCUGCUCUCAGGGAAGUCAAGGAGGAACGCGGUCCUCGGCGCAAGUCAAAGGCUGAUGCGCUGAAAGACAUGUUUGACGGCCUGGACGAACAAGACGAGACUGUAAUGCGCAUCAAGCAACUCCGCCAGCAGAAGGCACAGCGAGAUCGUCUCCGCAUAGAAUCUGAUGAGGCUCUGCGUACACAGAACGACAUCGGGCUCGUGCACGACUCGGCAAGCUCUUCGGCGACUAAAUUGCCGGAUUUACAAAUGCGAGCCGCCAAUAGAGGCCCCGCCAGAGUCCCUGAUUUGCGCAAGGCUCACCGUAUGCUCGGCCUCGACGAACUAUCACCUAAGGCUUCCGUGGUUCAGUCUCAAGACACCACAACGGCUUCCNNCCCUUUUGACAGUAACGUUCGCACAAAACCUAGCGUCGCCCGUGACUCUCCCAACGUCUCUGCAAACCUGUCUUCUUUUCCUCCCGACUCUCCUACCAUUGGAAAUGCCUUUUCUACCUCGACCGACUACUAUCGUCCUUUCCAUACCCAGAUUGCCAAUGUUGCAGACGAGCAACCAUAUGAUUCAUCUUCAGUCGGUAGACGCGCUGUGGCUCGCAAGUCAACUCAAUCUCACCUACUAAACGGUCUUGACAUUGAGGGCCUCGACAUGUCACCACCCAGUACUGCCCAUUCCAACUCUACAAUACAAUCGCGCCCAAAAUCCAGUCGAAGGAUCUCCUAUGACGCCAGGUUUCGAAGGAAGUCUAUGAGUGAUGCUCGUGACAACCGCCUACUUGAAGAUGACAUCUUGCACGAGCGGAACAGUAAUGUCUCCAUGUCGGUCAACGCUUUCUUGAACAACCCGCGGUUGAACCANAAAAUAGCACACCCUCAAACUGGUCGAAUCAUUUCCUUUUCCGAGGUUGGCGAUCCAAAUGGACAUGCAGUCAUUGUCUGCGUUGGCAUGGGUCUUACGCGUUUUGUGAGCGUCUUCUAUGAUGACUUAGCAUCCUCCUUGGGCCUUCGGCUUAUCACGCCGGAGAGACCAGGUGUUGGAUCUAGCCAAGCAUAUCGAGACAGAGAUCACAUUGGACCUUUGGCCUGGCCAGACGAUGUGGUUACCAUAACUCAUCACCUUGGCAUUCCGGAAUUUAGCUUGUUGGCACACUCGGCUGGCGCAAUCUAUGCUUUGGCAACUGCUUUGAUACUGCCGCAUAGUGUACGCGGUAAAGUACAGCUUCUCGCACCUUGGAUCCCGCCUUCUCAGUUCGAACACAUCAGCCAGAAAGAUAGAUCGCCUGACGAUGUGCCAAUGGCUGCAUUGACAAGAGGUCAACGAUUUCUUCGGGUGCUACCUGUACCUUUCUUGAAGGCUGCAAACGGCAAUUUGUUCUCUCCAGCAUCUCUCAAACCUGCCAGUGUUAACAAAGGCGAUGGAUCACCUACAUCCGGCUCAGCGAGCCCUCGUGGUGUUCCUCGCAGGAGGAACUCAAAAACGCGUCCGGAUCCCGCAAGACGUGAGAGCAUGAUUCUCAUGGAUCAAGUCAUACCUGAGAGACCCAGAGAUACUAUGUUCCCACUACCUGUAUUGUGUGAGGACGAGAAAGGUGACAAGACAGUACGCAAGCCUUCGGAAGUUUCCCUUAAACUUUCUGCGACAGCAUCUCCCAUGGACCCUGGACUUAUGUUCGCAGCAGAAGCCCUCAGCGCUGCUGAACACGCAGCGAAAGAACAUCAAGCGGCAUAUUCUGCUCUUCUGACGGAAAGGACUUGGACUCUGGCAACACGCGACGCAAAUCCCGCUACUGAUUUGAUUGUCUGUCUUGAGCGAUACAGAAACAUCGGAUUCAAGUACGUGGAUGUGCAUAAGAAGGUGGUGAUUACCCACGGCAGCGAGGACAAGCGCGUGCCUGUGGAAAACAUUCGAUGGAUCGGCGAUCAGAUGAACAAACACAACACGCUGCACUGGAGUCUACAAGACAAAGACGCCGAAGCAAACGAUGGCGGUUGCGAAAUCCGCGUCUUGCCAGGCGAAGGCCACGGACUAAUGGCGCAUCCUGGUGUUAUGUCGGAUAUCUUGUCGGACAUCUCAAGCGAAUGGAGUCCAACACGAUGGUUGAUGCUAUGA